Mizuhopecten yessoensis (Yesso scallop) is the source of this 1106-nucleotide messenger RNA. RefSeq lists its product as uncharacterized. NCBI's taxonomy places the organism in Eukaryota, Metazoa, Mollusca, Bivalvia, Pectinida, Pectinidae. The record is from RefSeq and is a predicted model, not a curated record. The coding region runs from base 27 to 779 and encodes 250 amino acids. The transcript is spliced from 8 exons.
UGUUAUUGUUUUAUGCAAAUUGUGGCAUGGCAUACGGAGUGAUAUCAACAAUGAUGGACACGCACCAUGACAUAUCACUGAGUGACAAUGCAAUACGCAAAAGACUAAAACGAUACGGACAUCCUAGCAGAUUGGGGCCAACGACGAUGACAGAACAUCAACUGCAAGAAAUCAUAAGAAACAAACUGAAAUAUCUUCCUCGAACUGUUGGGUAUAGGCAGCUGACAGACGUCUUGAAACAUGAAGGGUUUCAUGUGAGAAGAGAUAAAGUGAUGAAGUCGUUAAGGGAUGUUGACCCGGAUGGUGUACAGUUUCGACGGAGGAGACGAAUGGAACGCAGGACGUAUACGUCAUUAGGUCCUUAUCACACAUGGCACAUUGACGGGUACUCGAGAAAAAUAAUAUGGCUUAAAAUGGGCCCGUCCAACAACGAUCCCAAACAAGUUGCAUAUCAUUAUAUGACGUGCCUGAAGAUUCAUUCGGGCUUUCCAUUACUGAUACAAGCCGACAGAGGUACGGAAAACAGUGUUGUAGGAGCAUUGCAGUACGUGUUUCGCGGUGGCGAUGAACAUACUUCUCUCGACAGGAGGAUGUGCUUUCAACAUCUUUCUUCCAAGUUGAACCAGCGUAUUGAGGCUUGGUGGUCGAUGUUCAGGAGGAGAAAAGCACAAUGGUGGAUGGAUUUUUUUCGAGACCUUGUUAACGCUGCAGCCUUUGACCCAAGUGAUGAAAAGGCCAUGUGGGAGGCAAUGUAUUCAACAUUUGGAAGAGGAAAAUGAGGUUUUCGGGUUUUCACAAACAUUGGAACCAUGCGUUUCUGGAGACGCAGACUUUGAUAGAAUGGCAUCUGAAAUCAGCAGACGAAACGACGGGAGCAUUCCAGAAAACUGGCAGCAGGCUUUGCAACAGUUUUUCCACCUUUUUGAACACUUCAAUGAAUAACAAUAACGCCAUCAUGAUGGUGCACACGACACUUUUAAAUUAAAAAGUGACAAAAUUAUAUAUAUUUGCAUAGUUAUUUAUUAUUGUGCUUAUGCAUGCAAUACAUCGUGAUAACAUCAAAUUACUGUACAAGUGGGAAAUAUGCAUUACGAGUAUGGUUUCAU